Bacillus rossius redtenbacheri is the source of this 2396-nucleotide messenger RNA. It is a transcript of the gene lic, whose product is annotated as dual specificity mitogen-activated protein kinase kinase 6. Gene Ontology annotation, molecular function: ATP binding; MAP kinase kinase activity. Bases 629 to 1633 code for a protein of 334 amino acids. The transcript is spliced from 8 exons. The record is from RefSeq and is a predicted model, not a curated record. Gene Ontology annotation, biological process: protein phosphorylation; stress-activated MAPK cascade. NCBI's taxonomy places the organism in Eukaryota, Metazoa, Arthropoda, Insecta, Phasmatodea, Bacillidae.
GAAAUGGAGCGCUUGCUGUUUAUGUACAUGUAACGGGACUCGGAGGAAGCGAAUGAGGUGAAUUGUUUAUUUUAUUGCCUUAACUCUAUUCGAUAGUUUUUUUCAACUCGGUUUGACUUUUGACCUAACAGUUUAUCAACGUUCAUUCUGAGUUGCUUUAAAUGGAAAUAGUUGGCAUACAUAUAGUAAACUUCGUGACCACAAAUGUACUACAAAUCUACGCAAAUGUUAACUUAUACAUAAAAUAAAUUUAAUCGGUCAUAUAUAUGUAUAUAAAUAAAAUAAUUUCCAUUACUAUUUUUUUUCCAAAGAAAUGCAUACUAACAGAAAAACUAAACGCAUGAUGUGCCGAUUGUGGGACUAUCUGUACCGAUUCGGAAUUGGCAUGGUGACGGUUCGGCAGUUUUACUUACUUGACAUCACUGCCGUGUGAAAUAUGUAGUUAUGUCUGCAGUAUUUUCUCAAGUUCCUUUAAAUUUCUUCAUAAAAUAGAUCACUCAAGUUCCCUCUGUGUCAGCUUAACGUAAUCAUGUUCAUCAAGGUUCAACAUGAGUGAGAGACUGUGACCUUUGGUUGUUCAAGUGUCGGUUGUCUUCUCAGCGUUUCAUUUGGAAUACCCCUUUGUACUAUGGCAGGUCGGAGAGGGAAGAAAGGCAUGUUAAAGUUGGUUGUCUCAGAUGAGCCGCCACCACCAAUUUCUCCUCCGAGGAAUCUGGACAAACGAACGACCAUCACAAUUGCAGACAAGACAUUUGAGGUGGAAGCAGAUGACCUUGAAAAGCUGUGUGACCUCGGAAGGGGUGCAUACGGCAUUGUGGAGAAAAUGCGCCACAUACCUAGUGGCACAAUUAUGGCUGUUAAGCGGAUAACGGCGACGGUGAACACGCAGGAGCAGAAGCGGCUGCUGAUGGACCUGGACAUCUCGAUGCGCUCCUCCGACUGCCCGUACACGGUGCAGUUCUACGGGGCGCUGUUCCGCGAGGGCGACGUGUGGAUCUGCAUGGAGGUGAUGGACACCAGCCUCGACAAGUUCUACGCCAAGGUGUACAAGCACGGCCGCGAGAUCCCCGAGGACAUCUUGGGGAAGAUCACGUUCGCGGUGGUCAGCGCAUUGCACUACCUGUAUCUGAACUUGAGGGUCAUCCAUCGAGAUGUGAAGCCUUCCAACAUUCUCAUCAACAGGAGAGGGGAAGUUAAGAUUUGCGAUUUUGGCAUCUCUGGUUACCUCGUGGACUCUGUAGCGAAGACCAUCGAUGCUGGGUGCAAACCGUACAUGGCACCGGAGCGAAUCGACCCGUCCGGCAACCCGUCCCAGUACGACAUCCGGUCGGACGUGUGGAGCCUGGGCAUCUCGCUGCUGGAGCUGGCCACUGGUCGCUUCCCCUACGCCACGUGGGGCACGCCGUUCGAGCAGCUCAAGCAGGUCGUGAAGGACGACCCCCCUCGCCUGCCGCCGGGGAAGUUCUCGUCCGAGUUCGAAGACUUCAUCAGCAAGUGCCUCCAGAAAGAUUACACAGCUCGUCCCAAUUACCACCAACUGUUGGGCCACCCUUUCUGCGAGAUUCACCAGCAGAGGACAACAGACAUGUGUCAGUUUGUCAGUGAAAUCCUAGACUUAUCCGACGACUGCUGAAGUACGUGGUACUUCGCGGCGCACCGCAACAUCACAUUUUACGCUAAGAGUACAAUCCUACUUCAAAAUGUGUUCAAGUUUUUGUUUAACAAGGAACAUGUUUUGUAAAGAAUUUUACCGUUUAUUAAUGCUUUAUAACUUGUAGACGAUCAGGUUAAGCUCUUGGUUCUUUUUCAUCAGUUUUUAUUUAAAAUGUGUUUAAUGAAUAAGCAAUAACAUCUAUAUUUUUUUUUUUUUUACUUUUUCUUAUUGCACAGUACCUGGUAUGAUUUGCUACAGUAUUUUACUGUACUGUCUUAUUAGUAACUGUAAUUUAUGUUGACAUUAUGCUUUAAGUUAAUUUUUAUAGUUAAAAUUGUUUACAAGAUAAUAUGUAACAACUGCCUUAGCAUAGCUUUUUUCGUCAAGUACAUAGUUAGCCAGAAGUUUUAUGUUCCCACCCAUUUGUGACAUUUGAUGACAUGUCUAAUUGAGACAGACUUUAGUAAUUGUAUAGUCAGUGUUCAUCGGUCAAACUGAUUCCUAUUUGCAUGGAUAGCCGUUUUUCGGACUUGUGUGAAUUUGUUACCUCAAGGAACUGAAAUGGUAGACAGCUUUUCUGUGUUUGUCAAUGCGGCAAUCUUAUUGCAAGCACUUGUUUUCGACGUGAAGUUGAAGAAUUGUAGCUAUGCCCUGUGCAUUUGCAUUGUUAGUGAACUCUUAGGUAUGUAAAGUGUGUGAAAAUAAUUACCAUGUAGUUAAUAAACUUAAAUAACUAAACAAA